AUGACCGACCACCCGUACACAUCUGGCGGUCCCCUUCCGCCCUCUCGACCGCAGAGCCCCGCGCAAACCAACCCGAAAUACCACUUUGACGGUGUAGACGACGGGCUGGGCGGCGCCCGAGCAGAAAGUCCUGCAUCCUCCCACACCCGCCGUCGUCCUUGUCGAACCAGUUCGAGCACUAGCCAUAGCCACCCCCCACGCUCAGCCUCACCAUCAUGUCUCGAGUCCACUAGCGGAACCGAUCAACGGAUCAGAGCACGGCGAACUUCUACGCUCAAGAGACCUGUCAGACGCGAUUCAGGCUGUACGGAAACCUCGGUUGCCUCGCAGCAGCCAGAGCGGCAGGACUGUUACGAGACGAGCAACGAGGGUGGCGCAUUCCUGCCCAAGCUGGGCCGGAUAAGAGAGGGGAAGAAAGCGAGCAAGAGUUCCAAGAGCCGCGCUAGCUCCACCGUCAGCUCAGCUCUCGGAUCAAAGUCACGACGUCGUCAACGACACAUGGAAGACAACGCAGUAGACCAAGCUCGCGAACGUCAGAGACGCGGCGGCUUGCAGCGACAUCCGGACAAUCUUGCUAACCCGUCGAACCCAUCGCCGGUUUCAUUCGACUCUGGUGUAACACAGCCGUCCAACACAUCAGGUGCCAGUAGCUCGACCGAGACACGGAGGUCUCAUGACAACGGUGGCCAGGAGAUGACUCUGGAGCCAGCAUAUCAAGACCGCAGACCAGCAUCCCAGGCAGCGUUCCACUCCCAGACACUGGCCAACAUGGACCCUCCUCGACCGGAUGUCUUCCAAUUCCUGGCGCCCGACUCACAGGCCAAAUCCUCUGCGAGUGAAGACACACACCACAUGACCCCACCCACAACAAUAUCCUCCGCCCCCUCGUCACCACAUGACACUCGCCUCCACAACGAUGGCUCCUCGACACCAGGCACCUUCCCGCACGAGAUAGAGUCACCCGCUAGCUCGCCAGCCUCGACCCGAAAGUCUGACAAUGAUCACUUUCACUACCAAGGCCGUGAGUAUCGCAAACCGGGGGCGCCACUAUAUGCAAGUAGCUUUGUUCACGGUCACGAAGUGGAAGAAGAAGAGGACGAGGAGGAGGAGGAGGAGGAUGAUGACGACAAUGAUGAAGAAAAUAAAGAUGAAGAUGACAGCAACCAUAGUGAUGAAAGCGAGGAACAAGACGAGGAUCCCAAGGCGAACGAGAGUGGCGAAGAAGCAAGUGGAGCAGAGAGUGAAGAAGCGCACGACGAUGAUGCACAUACUGAGCCUGCUGAUCUGGGCCAGGCACCCAGUCUGGCCCUGGACAAGGUCCCCCCUCCCAUUGCCCCAUCAACAUCAUCCCGACCCAGUGAUCCCCACACUAGACGUCUUAGACAACAGGAAAGGAAGCUUGCCAGCCAUGUUCUGCAAAGCCCUCGGCCACAGAGGGAAAUCCAAUUCGGCGUAGAUCCAUCCGCUGAACAUGUCCCAAUGCCUUUGUAUCAUCCUCAUGCCUACUCGGGCCCAUCUCCAGCUGCUUCACAGGCCACUUCAGGACCAUCGCUGUCAUGGCCUCCUAUGCCUCCAUUGCCUGCCCCCCUUCCCAUAGGCUACUCACCCCAUCAUUCUCCAGAGGGAAGCAAUGCAUUCCCGUUGACAGUACGAUCUCCUGCAGAAGCCAUGCAGCAAAUGGCCCCACCGUUUCCACCGCAUCUCGGCCAACCACCAGUGUAUCAGUCGCAUGCUCCUGCUCCUGACCUGUCUAGGAAGACCGUCAUAGGUUAUGAACUGCUGGCCGAAAAGCUGAGCAAGCCCAAGUCGGCUGGAGGUAAGCGCUCGGCCAAGCCGGGCAAGGGCAGUAUUGUGCCCAUGUACCGAAAGUUUGAGCAUCUCAACCAUCGUGUUCUACUCCACCUGCAGGACGAAGUCAGUGAGAUGGAGGAGGAGCUUCGCCACCUUGAUGAAGUGAUAGCUCAGACAUCGCCAAGGGAUGACUCUGGCCGCUGCUAUCCAGGAUCCAGGCGGGGAGACGCGCGCUUUGGCGGUGAAUCACACUACCGCAGGACUGAACUUCUAGGACGCAUAUUCCAGAAAUUGGGGCAGUACAACCAGGCCUUGUGUUCCUUUCAUACCCUGCUAAAGGAACUCGACCCCACUACCACAGAGGACGUCCAGGCCUAUCGCUCGUGGAUGGAGAAACGCACGCCAAUAGAUUAUACAGAGGCCCGAUUCCUUUCCAGGGAGCAGGAUCUUGUUGUGGUUUCGCGCAAAUCCUCCGCAGUUGGCCAUGAUCAUGUGGCAGCACCUCAUCAUCAUGAUCAUCAUCACUCGGCCGCGGUCUGGUUCCCUUUGACGCUGACACUUCCCGUCAUGGCAUUUGCCAUUGUUCCGAAUGUACUUGCGCGCCUUGUCAUUGUUACCCUCAUCUGCAGUGCCGAGUUGUGGAUGGUCACGGUGACGCCUGAGCUGAAAAGCUUCCUGUCGACCCGGGAGUGGGUUUUUGCUGCUAUUGCGCACACUGCCCGCCCUAUCCGAGAAGAAAUUGGCGGGCUGUGGAGUCGUUCGUGUUGCACGGUUCCUGUUUCCCGCAUGUCGUCAUUCCUCCGCGCAUUUGAGACUUUUGGGGUGAAUUGGACAGCGUUGUACCCUAUCCGUUUUGGGGAUUCAGCCGUGUGGCGGCGGAGGGCAGGGAAGAUGGAUGGACAUCACAUGAGGGUACUUGUAGGGUGCGGUUCGCGACCUUCCAUGGGCCGAUUAGGUGAAAGAUGGGCGCGCCGCUUGGCUGACGACCGGGGUGGGGUGGUUGGAGGCGUAGUACUUGGACAUGCAUCGAAUACUGGGACUGCCUGUGGCACUGGAGAGAGUAGGAUUGAAUGGACAUGCAUGCUGAUUGGAGGGGGAGGCGCUAGUGUGGUUGCCAAUCGAGUUCCUCUGAGGAGGGUCGGGCUGCACAACGUGCCACUUGCGUUUCUGCUUGAUGAUGAGAGAGCCCCAUUGCAGCGGGAUCGGACCGAGAGGGAGAUGGCCGGUCUGUGUCGUAGUAGUGUACUAUAG
Plenodomus lingam JN3 is the source of this 3042-nucleotide messenger RNA. NCBI's taxonomy places the organism in Eukaryota, Fungi, Ascomycota, Dothideomycetes, Pleosporales, Leptosphaeriaceae. The record is from RefSeq and is a predicted model, not a curated record.